Molecule: messenger RNA, 1807 nt
Organism: Clarias gariepinus (North African catfish)
Lineage: Eukaryota; Metazoa; Chordata; Actinopteri; Siluriformes; Clariidae
Gene: atp6v1c1a
Product: ATPase H+ transporting V1 subunit C1a
Exons: 13
Coding region: 150-1301 (383 amino acids)
Biological process (GO): proton transmembrane transport
Cellular component (GO): lysosomal membrane; vacuolar proton-transporting V-type ATPase, V1 domain
Molecular function (GO): proton-transporting ATPase activity, rotational mechanism
Source: RefSeq, a predicted model, not a curated record
UGAUGCUCUCUGGAAACACCGCUGUUAUGACAUUAUGAUCCAUUCGUAAGAUUUAGCGCUUUAAAUAAGAAUCCAGUCUUAGACACCGAUUAGUAUUUUUAAUCUUCUUUUAAACCUUUAAACCACGUGUGUCCUCGCUUAGCCCAGUCAUGAUGGAGUUCUGGUUGAUCUCGGCUCCUGGAGAGAAAACCUGCCAGCAGACGUGGGAUAAGAUGAUGGUGGCCACCACUCGCACCAACAAUCUGUCCACCAACAACAAGUUCAACAUUCCGGAUCUCAAGGUCGGAACGCUGGAUGUUUUAGUCGGACUUUCGGACGAGCUGGCCAAGUUGGACUCUUUUGUGGAGAGUGUGGUGAAGAAAGUGGCGCAGUACAUGGCCGACGUGCUGGAGGACAGCCGCGAUAAAGUCCAGGAGAACCUGCUGGCGAACGGAGUCGAUCUGAUCACCUACAUCACGAGGUUCCAGUGGGACAUGGCGAAAUACCCCAUAAAGCAGUCUUUAAAGAACAUAUCAGAAAUCAUAUCCAAGCAAGUAACGCAGAUUGAUAACGAUUUAAAGGCUCGAGCUUCGGCCUACAACAACCUGAAGGGAAACCUGCAGAACCUGGAAAGGAAGAAUGCUGGGAGCCUGCUGACCCGCAGCCUGGCGGAUAUCGUUAAGAAAGAGGACUUCGUGCUCGACUCUGAGUAUCUCAUCACUCUGCUGGUGGUGGUGCCAAAGACGAACUAUGCAGACUGGCAGAAGACCUACGAGACUCUUGCGGAAAUGGUGGUGCCGCGGUCCACAAAUUUGCUGUUUGAGGAUCACGACAGCGGGCUGUUCAGCGUCACGCUGUUCCGCAAAGCCGCAGACGACUUCAGGCACAAAGCCAGAGAGAACAAGUUCGUAGUCCGAGAUUUCCAGUACAACGAGGAGGAGAUGAAGGCGGAUAAGGAGGAGAUGACGAGACUCUCUACUGAUAAGAAGAAGCAGUUUGGUCCUCUGGUACGAUGGCUGAAAGUAAACUUCAGUGAAGCCUUCAUCGCCUGGAUCCACAUCAAGGCUCUGAGGGUGUUUGUGGAGUCAGUGUUGAGGUACGGCUUACCUGUUAACUUCCAAGCCAUGCUUCUGCAGCCCAAUAAGAAGAACAUGAAGAAGCUGAGGGAAGUGCUUUAUGAGCUCUAUAAGCAUCUGGACAGCAGUGCUGCUGCCAUUAUCGACCAAUCUGCUAUGGACAUUCCCGGGUUGAAUCUGAGCCAGCAGGAGUAUUACCCCUACGUCUACUACAAAAUCGACUGCAACCUGCUCGACUUCAAAUAAUCCUCUUAACGAAUCCAGCACUGCACGCCGUCACAUCCCACAGCCCUGUGGUUCAGUCUUAGUGAAGAAGUGUGAGAUGUUUCAUUGAGUUGUAUAUUUAUUCCCCCCCCAUCAUGUUCAUUCCUGUUCUGACAAGCACUGCUGCUCACUCCGGAGUGUGUGACUGCCGUCCUCAUCAUGUUUACAGGAUUUUUUUUUUUUUAAAAAACAACAAGAUUGUCUUUAUUUAUAAGUGAAUGGAUCAGAUCUGUAUCUAUAUAUAUAAGAAAAGAAAUUCUGUGUUUUAAUAUGAUCGUUAUUCCAUGGUAGGUUAGUGCUUUUGUGUUCGGUCCAAUUCAGAGUCACUAAUAGAUAUUUUGUUGUGUGAGGACACUGGUGUCUUUACCUUCUCUGUAUCAGUAGUUUUACGUCGAGGAACGGAACUGUGUUACAAAUGAUACAGUAACGGACAAUGUAUUGUGUACAUUUGGUGUUGACGAAAUAUAAUAUAUAUGUGAAAAACGGUA